CUAAAAGCCAAACAUGGCUGCGAAAAGUCGACCGAGGAGUUAUUAAUUUUUCAAAUUAUAAUUUUGAAAGUUUCUUUACGGUAGAAAGUAUGGCUGCGGUCAAAAGGAAGAAGAAGGGAUUGAAGACAGCUCCUUUUGACAUCUAUAUUUACAUUGCUUGUACGGGAGAGAAGUUCUUGCUAAAAAAUGUUCACGCCGAGAUGAAGAUUCGGGAACUAAAAUGUUACGCAGAACUUGUUGUGGGAAUACCUUACAACUUGCAACGUUUACAGUAUCUUGAUGAAGGAGAUAUGCUAGAUGAUUCAGAUUUAAGACACAACGAUGUCGUAGCAGGAGCCACGAUUAAUUUGAAACUAUGGAGAAUGUGGGAUACACUGGUUGCUGCCGUGUGUAGAGGUUCAAUAGAUCAAGUUCUAAACGAAGGAGUUGUGGUCGAGAAGGGGUGGGAAUCUUUAGAUCCCCUGACUUACAGAAACAAGGUUGCUCUUGCCAAGGAUAGAGCUUCAGUUGCACUUUUUAUUGCUGCCCAUCGUGGCAGAAUUAACUUGAUAAAAAGUUUGAUAGAUAAUGGAGAAGCUGAUGUAAAUAUGAAGACACCGUUUGGACGCACGCCGCUGCAUGCUGCAUCCUCUCAAGGACAUUCGAACACGAUCGAUCUGAUGCUCGAAAAAGGAGCAUCUAUGGACGAAAUUGAUGUUCAAGGCAAAUCUGCCCUGAUGAUAGCGAGCCAGUGGGGCUUCAAGGAUAGCGAGAGACAUUUAUUUUUAUUUCAAUGGCAGACAAGAGCGGCCAAAACCAAGCAUAGGAGAGCGAGUAAAUCUCUUAUGAUGCAUCAACAAUUCGACUCCUCUUUUCCAACGUGGUUGAAAGGGAAAUAUUCACAAGUGUACUUUUGUCAAACUCUGCCUCCAGGAGAGUUUGCCGGGACCGGGAUCAGUGCUCCAAGGAGAAGACCAGUGGGAGAAGCUAACCAACUACGAGAUUCCUUCUUUGAACAAUCUUCCUCUGAUCUUCUCGAACACCAGUUGCCUCCGAUUGAAGGAGGGAUGGAAAUCGAUGGUAAGAUUGCUUAGAUAGGCUGUCCGUCACUUCGAGGAAGGGUAACAAUACUGUUGAUAACAUAGCAUUGCGGGAAGGUGUUUUUUUUAUAAAUCUUUUGGACACUACCCCAGAAGUUCCUCCUAAGAAGAGGGUCGGUUUUACAAGCUAAGUGUAUAAAAUUCUGUAGAGAAUUAGCUACACAGACCUGUUCCAUGGAAUCAGUUUCUCUGUUUAUGUAAUUAGGGAUUACAAAAAUGAUUGUUUUAAAUGACUUUGUCAGGACAAAAAAACUAUUUAUCAUACACUGAAAUUGUUCCAUUGCUCUGGUAUGCCCUUCAGGUGCAAGAUACAGCUUGGGAGGGAAGCCAGUGCUUCCACACAUAAGGUCCAAGGAGAGACUUGCAAGCAGGUUUGUUGUAACAUUUAAAACCUAUUGUAUCUUACUGUUGAUGUAUCUCAGCCUUUGGUCAAGGUUGAAAGGUAGUGUUAAGCUGCGUUCUAUUAUAUUUUCCUCUCUUCAUGAGAUGCAAACUUUUGUCCUCCUAAUUGGAAAACAGACUGCUCCUAUAAUUUUUUCAAGGGGUCCAGGGGACACUUCUCACAGUCCUCUAAUUUUCUCCUAAAUGGAGGUUCUGACAGCUCUGUGCUAAAAUGUAGGGAUUCUUGUCAGUUAAGUGUUCACCUUUAUUGUUUUUAUUUAUUUGUAUUUACCACAAAUAAAUGUAUACUGUAAAAAAAGUGAGCACAUUGAUUUCAGCAUUGAUGAUGGACAUUGAAAAAUGGUGCGCUUCUGAUUGGCUGAAAAUGAGUGCAUUCUUGCCACACUGAACUUGGAAUUUUUUCCAUUCUUUACUUUAGUAAAUCACGAGACAGUUCCAAGUCUGCGACAUUUGAUGAGUGGCUAGAGGACAAAAAGUCCAAGAAACAGCAACAACAAAAGAAGGAAAAAGAGGCAAGACAAAGGAAAGAGAUGGAAUUAGAAAGCAAAAGACAAUCAAGGAUGGCAGGCAAAAGCUUUGAAGACUGGAAAAACUCAAAAUCACAACAAAAGCAAGAGCUACCAGGCAUUGAAAAAAGAAGAGAUGAUAUAGUACGAGAAGAACCAGGGCGCCAAUACAGUCUGACUUUUGAACGUUGGUUAAGCAAAACAGGAACCUUGGAUCUUCACAGUCUCAGCAGCUGAACAUAAAUUGAAACCAACUGUUACACAUUGAUGCACAUCAAGCAUCUAGGGGGAUCUACUGAUGAAUUUGUAAUUGAUUCAUUAACCCUUUAACUCCCACGAGUGACCAAGACAUAAUUUCUCCUUACAAUAUCAAUACAAUAUUAACCAGAUAAUUAAUGAGAAUAAAGAAAAUAUCAAUUUGGUGAUAAUUAGUUGAUUCAAUACUAAAUUCUCUGAACUAACAUUAUAGGAAUUGUAUGGUUGAUGUUAAAAACAACAAAUUUGAUCUGGGAGUUAAAGGGUUAACAGCAAAUUCUAACAUUGAAUCCAUCAAUGAAAAUGUUAUGCCACUAACAAA
Messenger RNA from Pocillopora meandrina, 2564 nucleotides. Lineage: Eukaryota; Metazoa; Cnidaria; Anthozoa; Scleractinia; Pocilloporidae. The record is from the annotation of a GenBank genome assembly.